Lipotes vexillifer (Yangtze River dolphin) is the source of this 1806-nucleotide messenger RNA. Its product is annotated as zinc finger protein 300. The record is from RefSeq and is a predicted model, not a curated record. NCBI's taxonomy places the organism in Eukaryota, Metazoa, Chordata, Mammalia, Artiodactyla, Lipotidae. Bases 1 to 1806 code for a protein of 601 amino acids. The transcript is spliced from 4 exons. Gene Ontology annotation, biological process: regulation of DNA-templated transcription.
AUGACCAAGUCUCAGGAUCCAGUGUCAUUCGAGGAUGUGGCUAUAGAUUUCACCCAGGAGGAGUGGCAGCAACUGGACCCUGCUCAGAGGACCCUGUACAGGGAUGUAAUGCUGGAGAACUACAGCCACCUGGUCUCAGUGGGGUAUCCAGUUUCCAAACCAGGUGUCAUAUCUAAGUUGGAACAAGGAGAAGAGCCAUGGAUCAUGAAGAAAGACGUGUCAAAUUGGAUCUAUCCAGGUGAAAAUCUGGCAGAUGGAAGACAAAGGAAGGAGACUAGACUUGACACACAUCAAUUGGAUGCACUUGGAGAUGUGUACUUUCAUAAGGACAUACUGGAAAGUGUCACAAGGGAUCAUUCAUUGUACUCAGUUUUAAAGGUCUGGCAAGGCGACCAGCUGGAGAGAGAUCAGGAAAAUCAAGACAGACUUCUCAGGCAAGUCACAAUCAGCAACAACAAAACAGUUAUUGAAGAGUCAAACUAUACAUAUAAUGCAUUUGGAAAAAUAUUUCAUAACUGCACAGACCUAGAUACUUCAAGACAAAGACUGGAUAAGUGUGAUUCAUUUGAAAAGAGCUUGGAACCUACUGUAAACCUAUUCAGUUGUAAUAGGGGUUAUGCAAGAAAAAACACAGAUGAGAAUUUUGGAUGUGGGAGAACACCUAGUUCUUCCUAUUCUAAGCAUGAAAAAAUUCAUAAUAGAGUGAAACACUGUGCAGAUAGUCAGUAUGGAAAAAUCAUCAGCAAUAAACAAUCUCUUAUUCAAUAUGUGAAUGUUGAAACUGGGGAGAAGAUCUGUGUAUGUAUUGAAUGUGGAAAAUCUUUUCUCAAGAAGUCACAGCUCAUUAUACAUCAAAGAAUUCAUACUGGAGAGAAAUCUUAUGGUUGUAGUGCUUGUGGGAAAGCCUUCAGUGAGAAAUCACAUCUCAUUGUACAUCAGAGGACACAUACUGGGGAGAAACCUUACGAAUGUUCUGAAUGUGGAAAAGCCUUCUCUCAAAAAUCAUCCCUCAUUAUCCAUCACAGAGUUCAUUCUGGUGAAAAACCGUAUGAAUGUAGUGACUGUGGGAAAGCCUUCUCCCAGAAAUCACCCCUCAUUAUACAUCAGAGAAUACAUACUGGUGAAAAGCCAUAUGAAUGUAAUCAGUGUAGGAAGGCCUUCUCCCAGAAGUCACAGCUGAUUAUACAUCAUAGAGCUCAUACUGGAGAGAAACCUUAUGAGUGUACUGAAUGUGGGAAAGCCUUCUGUGAGAAGUCCCACCUCAUCAUACAUAAAAGGAUUCACACUGGAGAGAAACCCUACAAAUGUGCUCAGUGUGAGGACGCCUUCAGUAGAAAGUCAGAACUCAUUAUACAUCAGAUAAUUCAUACUGGGGAGAAACCUUACGAAUGUACUGCAUGUGGGAAGACUUUCUCCCGGAAGUCACAGCUCAUUAUACAUCAGAGAACGCAUACUGGAGAAAAGCCCUAUAAAUGCAGUGAAUGUGGAAAAGCCUUCUGUCAGCAGUCACAUCUCAUUGGACAUCAGAGGAUUCACACAGGAGAAAAACCUUAUGUUUGUACUGAAUGUGGGAAAGCCUUCUCUCAAAAGUCUCACCUCCCAGGACAUCAGCGGAUUCAUACAGGAGAGAAACCUUAUAUAUGUGUUGAAUGUGGCAAAGCCUUUUCCCAGAAGUCAGACCUUGUUGUACAUCAGAGAAUUCAUACUGGGGAGAAACCUUAUCAAUGUGCUGUAUGUGGAAAAGCCUUCAUCCAGAAAUCACAACUCACUGUACAUCGGAGAAUUCAUAUAGUGGUGAAAUCAUAA